Centruroides sculpturatus (bark scorpion) is the source of this 1250-nucleotide messenger RNA. RefSeq names its product LIM domain only protein 3-like. The transcript has 4 exons. Gene Ontology annotation, molecular function: transcription coactivator activity; DNA-binding transcription factor binding. The record is from RefSeq and is a predicted model, not a curated record. Bases 330 to 923 code for a protein of 197 amino acids. Gene Ontology annotation, cellular component: nucleus. Lineage: Eukaryota; Metazoa; Arthropoda; Arachnida; Scorpiones; Buthidae. Gene Ontology annotation, biological process: positive regulation of transcription by RNA polymerase II.
ACGAGCUAGUGACGUACUUAGAUGUAGAAGUGGAGAAGGGAAAGACGACGUUUGAUCUUCCGUGAUUGAAAAAAAUAUAUAUAUAAAUAUAUAUCCUGUUAUUUUUUAUCUCUGGUUUAAAGCCCGUGAUCCAUUUUGGAUUAUGAAUUAUUGUUUAAGACGUACAGUCGUGUAAAAUAGGGAAAAAUUGUAAAAUUACAGGAUGGCUAUAGAUGCAUUUUGGCAACAACUGGGACACGGUUAGCGGAUGGAUUGUUUAGUGUCAAUCAUGGAGUAUUGAUAUCGCUUCUACUGACAAUUCAUCGAUAAAGGUUAAAAUUUAAAUAAAAAUGGAAGUAACUGCUCAGACUCACCGGACUUCUACGAUACAAGCUACUAGUAAUACAGAUAACAUCCCUUCUGCAACUCGUGGACCAGAAUGUUCAGGAUGUCAGAAGCCAAUUCGUGAAAGGUACUUAUUGAAGGCACUGGAUCAGUUAUGGCACGAAGAUUGUCUCAAGUGUGCCUGCUGCGACUGCAGACUCGGAGAAGUGGGAUCGACUCUAUUCACAAAGGCCAAUCUCAUUCUAUGUAAGAGAGACUACCUCAGACUCUUUGGCACAACAGGCCUUUGUUCAGCUUGCAACAAAACAAUUCCAGCCUUUGAAAUGGUCAUGAGGGCUCGAGGAAACGUUUAUCAUUUAGAAUGCUUUGCUUGUCAGCAAUGCAACCACAGGUUUUGCAUCGGCGACAGAUUUUAUUUAUACGAUAAUAAAAUCUUGUGCGAGUACGACUACGAAGAGAGAUUGCUCUUUGCUGCCAUGCCAUACACUUAUAACAAUUUAGCUCAUCUAAAGCGACAAACCCAGGAGCUGGAAGGUGGUAUAAGAGACGACAGAUCGAGUGGAUAUGGAAGUGGAGAUUCACCAUACGAUGGACGGUAAAAAUACAAUUAAAAAAAAAUAUACAGGAAUAUCGCAUUUUCGGGUAGUGUUUCUUUUGCCCAGGAACUAGUUCUAGGCCAAGAUGAAUUGGGAUGGACUUGUACCCAUUCAUGGACUAUACAAGUAAGUCAUAUGGACUGAAAACAAAAAAAAAAAAACAACAGUAGAAGUAAUCAUCUGGUUUCUAUGUGAUUUUUGUCUGUAAUUUUCUCUAUAUUUAAAAGAAACCAAAAAAAAGCAACCAGAUAAAAAAAAAAGUGUUUAGCUUAAACUACUUCUAGAGACUGUAUUUAUAUUGUAAACAAUAAAUUUUUCCGUUCAAAAUUA